AUGGUGUCGCGCGGUUCAAACGAAAAUGGAAGCGUGUUUUCAAACGUUAAGGUUAUACUGGUCGCGGUACUGUCCUGUUAUUGGAUACAAGUAUUACAAGCCACCGAUCCAGUCACAUGUCUACAGUGUGAUAAAGUCACGUCCCUGGAUAACUGCAAUGCGACUGUAACUUGUAGAAAUAACCAGGUCUGCUUCGUUGAAAGAUUAUCAGUUCUAAAUGGGACAGAUCAUAAUUCUUCAGGACAGCAAAGAGCGGAGGUUAUCCUUUACAGUGCUGGUUGUAAGGAAUCGGAGCGUUGCACGGAGGUGAACUGUAAUGGUGAUGUCAUGCAAGCCGUAGCCAAUGGUUAUGACGGCGUUCGUACUUACCAUCACUGCUGUUCAUCUCACGUUUGUAAUGUACAAGGUUUCCAUUCAACAGAGAGUGACCCCUGGAACCGUUUUUGCCUAACAUGUAGCAAUGCCGCCACAGUAGAAAACUGCACAACGAUCAAGCAAUGCGGUCAGGAUCAGAUGUGUUCUUCGUCACUACUGUACCCUGAUGCCAGUAUGAAAUUAGAAUGCCUCUCCAAAAAGGUGUGUGACGUCGUCAGCGGAAGUAGGAGGAAACGACUACGUAACGGUGAUGUCCUGAUGACAAGAUGUUGCAAGGGCCCUUUGUGUAACAAUCAGAAUAUGUAUGGUACACCGCCUCCAGCCACCGCUACAUCAGCAAACCCACAGACAUGUCGGGAGACAGAAAUGUUCAAAUUUUCAACAGCAGUCCCAACAACGACGACUCCUCAUUCGCGUGCACCACCCUUGCCAAAAACGCCAACACCAAGAGCUGAGGUGGACAGAAUUCCUGUACCUACUCCCCCAUCUCCAGCACCAUUAUCAUCGAUCACUCCUAGACCAACUCCGCCUACUCCAGCUUCAGUUAUCAAUACCACUCCUAGACCAACUCCACCUACUCCAGCUCCAGUUAUCAAUACCACUCCUAGACCAACUCCGCCAACUCAAGCUCCAGUUGUCAAUACCACUCCUAGACCAACUCCGCCUACUCCAGCUCCAGUUAUCAAUACCACUCCUAGACCAACUCCACCUACUCCAGCUCCAGUUAUCAAUAUCACUCCUAGACCAACUCCGCCAACUCAAGCUCCAGUUAUCAAUACCACUCCCAGACCAACUCCACCAACCCCGGCUCCAGUUAUCAAUACCACUCCUAGACCAACUCCGCCAACUCCAGCUCCAGUUAUCAAUAUCACUCCUAGACCAACUCCGCCAACUGCAGCUCCAGUUAUCAAUACCACUCCUAGACCAACUCCGCCAACUCCAGCUCCAGUUAUCAAUACCACUCCUAGACCAACUCCGCCUACGCCAGCUCCAGUUAUCAAUACCACUCCUAGACCAACUCCGCCAACUCCAGCUCCUUUUAUCAAUACCACUCCUAGACCAACUCCGCCAACUCCAGCUCCAUUCACCAAAACUACUCCUAGACCAACUCCACCUACUCCAGCUCCAUUCACCAAAACUACUCCUAGACCAACUCCACCUACUCCAGCUCCAGUCAUCAAUACCACUCCUAGACCAACUCCUCAAACUCCAGCUCCAGUUAUCAAAACCACUCCUAGACCAACUCCGCCUACUCCAGCUCCAGUUAUCAAUACCACUCCUAGACCAAAUCCACCUACUCCAGCUCCAGUUAUCAAUACCACUCCUAGACCAACUCCACCAACUCCAGCUCCAGUUAUCAAUACCACUCCUAGACCAACAGGUGUCGUGCAGUCGUGUAGUGACAAACCUGGGAUUCGUUGCGAGUUCAUGGCAGAAAUCCACAUCUGUUCUGUUCAUACUCUAGCGGUUGCAUACUGUAAAAACUUUUGUGGUUUGUGUAAAGCUUAG
Ylistrum balloti is the source of this 1884-nucleotide messenger RNA. RefSeq lists its product as uncharacterized. Lineage: Eukaryota; Metazoa; Mollusca; Bivalvia; Pectinida; Pectinidae. The coding region runs from base 1 to 1884 and encodes 627 amino acids. The transcript has 12 exons. The record is from RefSeq and is a predicted model, not a curated record.